AUGGCCACCGCUGUGCCGCGCACCGCCGGCUCGGACGGGUCCGUGGUUGACGUGGAGAUGGUAGAGGCGAGCGAGAUCCGGCGGCGGACCAGGCCAGGCGACCGCGUGUCUCCGCCCGGCGACUGGGGAGAGUGGCACGACCGCGACGUCGCUCAGGGUGACCAGCUGGCGUCCCUGGAGCGCGUGUUCGCGGACCAGCGUGUGCCGUCGUGGCGUGAGCAGCUCACGGUGCGCGCCUUCGUGGCGAGCUUCUUCUUGGCCGUCAUGUUCAACAUCAUCGUCAUGAAGCUCAACCUCACCAUCGGCGUCAUCCCCUCCCUCAACGUCUCUGCCGGCCUCCUCGGCUUCUUCUUCGUCCGCCUCUGGACGUCGGCCAUCGAGAGGAUGGGGUUCCUCAAGCAGCCCUUCACGCGCCAGGAGAACACUGUCAUCCAGACCUGCGUCGUCGCCUCCUACGGCAUCCCCUACAGCGGGGGCUUUGGUAAUUACCUAUUGGCCAUGAGCGACAGAAUCGCUUCGCAGGCAACAGAGGCAAAUAACCCUCAAAAUAUCAAGAAUCCGCAUCUUGGAUGGAUAAUUGGCUUCCUCUUCCUGGUCAGCUUCAUCGGGCUCUUCGGUCUUGUGCCCCUGAGAAAGAUUAUGAUCAUUGACUACAAGCUGACCUAUCCAAGUGGCACUGCAACUGCCUAUCUCAUAAACGGCUUUCACACACCCCAUGGUGCCAAGAUUGCAGAGAAGCAAGUAAAGAAACUGGGUAAAUUCUUGGUUCUCAGCUUCUUAUGGGGUUUCUUUCAGUGGUUCUACACAGCCACUGAUGAAUGUGGAUUCCAGAAAUUCCCAUCAUUAGGGCUGCAAGCUUUCAACAACAGAUCCUUCAAAUUUGCAAAGCACACACAUUCCUAUAUUCACUUUAACCGAACUUUUUUUUUUGCAAGGUUUUACUUUGACUUCUCUUCUACCUAUGUCGGAGUUGGAAUGAUUUGCCCACAUAUUGUCAACGUAUCUAUUCUAUUGGGAGGCAUUCUCUCGUGGGGAAUAAUGUGGCCUCUUAUAGCCAAUAAAAGAGGCAGUUGGUUCUCCGCCGAUCUGCCUGAGAGUAGUCUCCGUGGAAUGCAAGGUUACCGGGUCUUCAUAGCCAUUGCCUUGAUUCUUGGCGACGGCCUCUAUCACUUUCUCAAGAUGCUCAUUCUGACGGUCUACUCAUUAAGAUCUCGACUCAAGACGGGCAACGCUGGUCCAUUUCCUGUCUCUGAUGAUGAAACAUGUUACGGUACUGCAGCUAUCUCAUAUGAUGAGCAGCGGCGCAAAGAACUAUUUCAAAAGGAUCAAAUCCCCUGGUACAUUGCAUAUGGAGGUUACGUUGCUGUUGCCGCUGUAUCUAUUGGCACGGUCCCGCAGAUAUUCCCUCAGCUGAAAUGGUACCAAAUAUUGGUAGCCUAUAUGGUAGCGCCGAUACUUGCCUUCUGCAAUGCCUAUGGAGCUGGCCUCACUGAUUGGUCUCUUGUUACAACUUAUGGGAAGCUUGCAAUCUUUGCUUUCGGUGCAUGGACAGGUGCUUCAAAUGGAGGUGUUCUUGCCGGCCUGGCUGCCUGUGGUGUGAUGAUGAGUAUUGUUUCUACUGCUUGUGAUCUGAUGCAGGACUUCAAAACAGGAUACCUGACACUAGCCUCACCAAGGUCAAUGUUCAUCAGCCAAAUCAUAGGCACUGCAAUGGGUUGCGUCAUUGCUCCCUGUGUUUUCUGGCUUUUUUACAAGGCCUUUGAAGAUGUUGGGAUCAGUGGAAGUGAGUACCCUGCACCAAAUGCUGCCAUCUUCCGCAGCAUGGCAAUACUAGGUGUCGAUGGCUUCUCAUCACUGCCAAAGAACUGCCUUACUCUCUGCUACAUAUUCUUUGUUGGAGCAAUCGUUGUCAACUUGAUAAGAGAUCUUGUUCCCAAGAAGGUAUCGAGAUUUAUGCCAAUUCCAAUGGCGAUGGCGAUACCAUUCUACCUAGGACCAUAUUUCGGCAUCGAUAUGUUCAUUGGGACGGUGAUCCUUUUUGUCUGGCAAAGGCUGGACAGAGUCAAAUCAGACACAUAUGCACCUGCAGUUGCUUCCGGCUUGAUUUGUGGUGAUGGAUUGUGGGUUUUGCCCCAGUCAAUGCUUGCUCUUGCUAAGGUGAAACCUCCAAUCUGCAUGAAGUUCCUGUCAAGAGGGGUGAACGCCAAGGUGGAUGCUUUCAUCGCAACAUUAUCGUAG
Molecule: messenger RNA, 2238 nt
Organism: Triticum turgidum subsp. durum (durum wheat)
Lineage: Eukaryota; Viridiplantae; Streptophyta; Magnoliopsida; Poales; Poaceae
Source: the annotation of a GenBank genome assembly